This is a messenger RNA of Aaosphaeria arxii CBS 175.79, 1476 nucleotides long. Its product is annotated as MAGE-domain-containing protein. The transcript has 4 exons. Gene Ontology annotation, biological process: DNA repair. Bases 111 to 1046 code for a protein of 311 amino acids. The record is from RefSeq and is a predicted model, not a curated record. Lineage: Eukaryota; Fungi; Ascomycota; Dothideomycetes; Pleosporales. Gene Ontology annotation, cellular component: nucleus.
GCUGAACAUGUGGUUUCGCGUUAGAAGGUACGCGUCGGACACUCCCCGCACGCAAAGCCUUGUCUUUCCGAUCCAACUUCAAAUCACUUACCCACACACAAAAAGACGUCAUGCCGCAAAUAAGGAAACGACGUGCACCAGUUGAGGACGAUGAAGACGACAUCCCGGAGCCAACACAAACGCAGCACUACGAGCAGGAAGAUCUCGACGAUGAUGGCUAUGGAGACGAACAAACUGGCAGUAGCAGUCUUGCGCAGCUGUCCAAAAGUUUAGUGCGGUAUGCACUGGCAUGCGAAUACUCUCGAACCCCGAUCAAGCGACAGGAUGUCACACAGAAAGUACUCGGCAGCCACUCGCGCAUGUUCAAACAAGUCUUCGAUGCCGCGAACGCGGAACUGUUAGAUACGUUUGGCAUGGAAUUGGCAGAACUACCGAAUCGAGAGAAGGUCACAAUGAGACAAAAGCGCUCCGCCGCUGCCUCGGAAUCACAGAACAAGUCAAGCGGGCAAUGGGUCCUACGAAACGCGCUUCCAGACAAAUUCCGCACGUCGAACAUCAUCGAGCCGCCUCGCAUACCCACGGCAGAAAUUGAAAGCAACUACGUUGGAUUUUACACCAUGGUGAUCGCGCUGAUUACUCUCAACGGAGGACAACUAUCGGAAUCGAAGCUGGAUCGAUAUCUGAGGCGGAUGAAUGCAAAUCAGUCGACGCCCAUGGAUACUACAGAGAAGGUCUUUGCAAGGAUGGUAAAAGAGGGCUAUAUUGUCAAAAUCAAAGACUCGUCUAGUGGGGAGGAGAUAGUUGAUUUUGUUGUUGGACCACGAGGGAAGGUUGAGGUGGGCACAGAAGGAGUUGCGAAUAUGGUGCGGACGGUGUAUGGACAGGACUCGGUGCAUGAUCUGGAGCAGAGACUGAGUAGAAGUCUGGGUGUUGUGGACGCGUCGGUAGGUCAUGAUGGGGGUGGCCCGCCAGCAACGCAAGCCAGCGCGGUACGAAGACCGGGUCGUCCGAGACGGAGAGCGGCAGAGGAUGAUGAAGAUGAAUGAGAUGGUUGAAGUUUAUCGUUUGUUGACAACGAAGACUACUAUCUACGCUCGAAAGAGGAAGCCACCGGAACAGAUACUUGAGGACGUACUUAUUGGAUGCUGGAUAUUUCAAAUGCAUUUAAGGGUAGCCCAGGACCGAUUGAUCCACAGAGGACACAAAGCAGUCGAGUUGUUGGAAGGGAGGCAAAUAAGACACCGACAAUUAAUCACACCUGGUGGGAGCUGAGAGGAGUGACAAGACUUGGAACUCUCCAUGGUAUAGCAUUGGGAGAAUUAUGCAGACAUAGUAGAGCAGACCUAUCCCAACACCGGCUACCAUACGGAUAGUUAUGUAGUAGGCAUUUGUUCAAAAGCCAUCAAAUGGUUACCGACUUUAAGAACCCCAUGAAGAUCUGGGGGAGUAGAUCACCAUUAAUUUAAUGCUUUUAUG